AUGCAGUUCCUGUCCCCAAUCCCCCAAAUCGAAAUAUCCCUCGCCCCGCCCCAGGUCCCCGCCUUCGAGCCCUACUCCCCCUUCAACCAGCUCGCCUUUCCUUCGGACUCGCAAGAAGACGAUGGCUUCCGCCCGGUUCACUUGACGCCCCCACCGACCGUGACCAACUUCAAGCGUCCCCGCUCGCCCCUCCGCCAGGUCAGCGAUUCGCUCGGAAAGGGUCUCGAGGGCGAUCGCUUCCAGGCUUUGUUGAAGGCAACCAAGGACCGCAACUCCAAUGCCGCCCUUGGGAUAAGGAAGACAGAUCUCCGCAAGGAGAUCGCAGUGAAGGUCCACAAGAACAAGCAAGCCGAACGCCGCGCUCUUUUCCUCUCCAAGGUUCACGCUCCCCCCUCGCCCACCGCCACGAUGACCCCCAAGACACCUCCCGAAUCUCCUGCCAUUUUUCAUUACAGUCUUCCGUCUCCCGGUCUUGUCUCGCCCCUCGCCCUCUUCGAAUCGCUCAACGGGAACCGCGAUGCUGCUCAAGAUGGUUGGGUUGAGCAGGUCGAUUUCAGGCUCUCAGCCGAGCGUGCUAGGACGAUGAAUGCCAAGUCCAAGCCAUCUGCGUUACCCUCGCUCGACCAGAUUUCCGCGCGCAUGAUGUCUCGCACGGCACGGCAGAGCGAUUACGACCCAGAUUCCAUGACUCCCGUUUACACCGCUCGUCCGCGACCUUCGUUCGGCGUUGGAAGGUUGAAGAUGCCCCUACGAACUGCACCGGUCCCAAUAGUCAGCACCCAGCCCCAGCACGCGCUUCCACCUCGGUCGCCCUUGCUGAACCCGUCGAACGACCUCAGUGUCACGACUUUGGUUGUUCCGCGUUCCAACUCCUCUUCUCCGACCAAGCUUACCGAGACCAACUUGAACGCCCUCAACUCCCGUGGUCAGCGUGCUUCUAACAUGCUUACUGCCCUCAGGAAACGGACCCUUUCCCAGGAGAAGAUCUCUACUCCGACGAUGGAGGCAAAUUCCGAGUUCAAGACCAGACGCCGUAGUGCUCCUGCUGAUUUGAUGCCCUGCCGUGCUCGAGUUGGAUUCGAACACCCGGUGCUCGCGCUCCCUGGAGCGUUCUAA
This is a messenger RNA of Cyclocybe aegerita, 1116 nucleotides long. NCBI's taxonomy places the organism in Eukaryota, Fungi, Basidiomycota, Agaricomycetes, Agaricales, Hemipholiotaceae. The record is from the annotation of a GenBank genome assembly.